Messenger RNA from Morchella sextelata, 441 nucleotides. RefSeq lists its product as uncharacterized. The transcript has 4 exons. The record is from RefSeq and is a predicted model, not a curated record. NCBI's taxonomy places the organism in Eukaryota, Fungi, Ascomycota, Pezizomycetes, Pezizales, Morchellaceae. Gene Ontology annotation, molecular function: carbonate dehydratase activity; zinc ion binding. The coding region runs from base 1 to 441 and encodes 146 amino acids.
AUGGAGCCCGGAUGCCCAUUUAGUAAAGAGGCCAUCGAAAAGGAGUAUCACAACUCCGUCCCAACCAGAAAUCUUGCCAUCGUAACAUGCAUGGACGCCUGGAUCCAGGAAUCCGACGCUUUCGGCGUUGCGGCCGGCGAAGCACAUGUGAUCCGUAACGCCGGAGGAAGAUGCGGGAUGUGUGGACUCAGAGACGACCAGGUGCGGGAUAAGGUCAGAACGAACCUCAAUACAUCCGCUGAUCAUAUCGCGUUUCUGGGAUUUCAAGAGUUGGAGCAGUCUGUCAGGGAUGAUGUGGCAUGGCUCAAGGCUCAGGAUCUCAUAGCUCCGGGGGCGAAAGACAAUAUCAGAGGCUACAUCUUCCACGUCCAUAAGGAUCCGAAACUGAGAAGGCUACAACGCAUAGACCCGCCUGAGGAGGAGGAGGAGGAGGAGAAGUAG